This is a messenger RNA of Effrenium voratum, 1020 nucleotides long. Lineage: Eukaryota; Dinophyceae; Suessiales; Symbiodiniaceae. The record is from the annotation of a GenBank genome assembly.
CUCAAGUCCACUUGACUAUGUGUUUGAUCCGGUAGUGACCCUGGUAACCAUGCAAUCAGGAUACCCAUCCGAUGCAGCGUCCUAUUAUGGAGCAGCGACUCAGCCCUUCGCAUUCGAGGCCAAGAAUGGCAUGAAGUCAGCCUUCGGCAGAUCACAGAGGAGAAACAUCAACCUUCCGGCCCUCGCCCUGUGUCUUCUGCUGCCAUGGCUGAUUUUUGCAAUGGUGUACAGUCUUUGCAGCCUCAGCGUGCACUAUGAAAGCCCUGGGCUCGUCGUAGUGGGAGAGGUAGUCGCUGGAGCUAUCGUCCUACUGGUUGCCUACGCCACCCUGCAAAAUCUCAGGAGUGGAGAGGAUGGACAGCCGGGCUGGUACUUCUUCCUGCUGCUCUGCUGUGCUGGCCACCUGGCGUUGGGAGUGGUGCUUGGCAACAUGAACUACAGGGCCAACUUGGUGCCUUUCAUGGAUGUCAACAACAUGAACAUGUACGACAUGGUGAACCCAGCAGAGAGCAAAGGAAACCAGCUGAUGGAUGCGGGCCGCAUCCAUUUUGUCCCCGAAGCAAAGCUCGACAUCAGCAAAUCCAUGGGCUUCAGGAACAUGGACACCUACUGCGUGGUUCCCAUUUCAAUUGGGGAGCAGGCCAACUACGACUUUUGGGCCGUAGGCCUGAAUUGCUGCUCAGGGCAUGUGGCAGACUUCCACUGUGGUGAGUUCAACAACCCCGGUGCGCACUCCGGGCUUCGGCUGAUGAGGGACGACUUGCGCUCGUACUACCGCCUAGCCGUGGACCAAGCGACAGCUGCCUACAACAUCAAUGCAAACCAUCCCAUCUUCUUCUAUUGGAUGCAGGACCCGGCGACGGAGAUCAGCGCUUACGAGAGUGCAGCAUACACCAAUUGGAUGGUGGGCAUCUUCGUGGCCCUGGGGGUGCAGCUGCUGCUGGUGGUGGUCGCCACGGUUGCCUUUGCCAAGCUGAGCUGAGUAGAACUUGCAGCUUGCGGCAGAUUGCAGACAGAGAA